Molecule: messenger RNA, 976 nt
Organism: Phyllostomus discolor (pale spear-nosed bat)
Lineage: Eukaryota; Metazoa; Chordata; Mammalia; Chiroptera; Phyllostomidae
Gene: NDUFS8
Product: NADH:ubiquinone oxidoreductase core subunit S8
Exons: 7
Coding region: 301-933 (210 amino acids)
Biological process (GO): mitochondrial electron transport, NADH to ubiquinone; mitochondrial respiratory chain complex I assembly
Cellular component (GO): membrane
Molecular function (GO): 4 iron, 4 sulfur cluster binding; NADH dehydrogenase activity
Source: RefSeq, a predicted model, not a curated record
GUUCUGGGCUCGGCUGCUGAGGCCGGGCCUGGGCAGCGCGGCUUCGGGGGCGAGUGUGGUGUCCCUGUUGGUCCUGCUGGCUCUGCGCCCGCGCCUCAUCUCUGCGCGCUCAGGACCCGUGCUCCCGUGUCCUUGAGCGUGCCGCGGACGGACGGGGACGCGGCAUCCUCCAGGCGCCUGCGCUGCCUGAGUCCUUGAGGUCAGAGGUCACGGGGAAGGUCGUGGAAGGAGCUGCUUUGGGCUCCUGGCACUGAAGUCAGUGGUCAAAAGAAAUAGACUCUUUAGAGGUCACAGUUCACGAUGCGCUGCCUGCCCACGCCGGCGCUGCUUCGGGCUCUGGCCCAGGUGGUACGAGCAGGGCAUCCCGGUGCCCGGAGCCUCCACAGCAGCGCAGUGGCAGCCACCUACAAGUAUGUGAACUUUCAAGAGCCCGCGAUGGACAUGAAGUCAGUGACUGACCGGGCGGCUCAAACCCUGAUGUGGACUGAGCUCAUUCGAGGACUGGGCAUGACCCUGAGCUACCUGUUCCGGGAGCCAGCCACCAUAAACUACCCAUUUGAGAAGGGCCCGCUGAGCCCACGCUUCCGCGGGGAGCACGCGCUGCGCCGUUACCCGUCCGGGGAGGAGCGCUGCAUCGCCUGCAAGCUGUGUGAGGCCGUCUGCCCUGCCCAGGCCAUCACCAUCGAGGCCGAGCCGAGGGCGGACGGCAGCCGCCGGACCACCCGCUACGACAUCGACAUGACCAAGUGCAUCUACUGCGGCUUCUGCCAGGAGGCCUGCCCCGUGGACGCCAUUGUGGAGGGCCCCAACUUUGAGUUCUCCACGGAGACGCACGAGGAGCUGCUGUACAAUAAGGAGAAGCUGCUGAACAACGGGGACAAGUGGGAGGCCGAGAUCGCCGCCAACAUCCAGGCGGACUACCUGUACCGGUGACGCCCAGCCGGCCCGCAGCCCAAUAAAGCGGCUCUGACCUCCC